Equus quagga is the source of this 2785-nucleotide messenger RNA. It is a transcript of the gene SACK1G, whose product is annotated as family with sequence similarity 83 member G. The coding region runs from base 212 to 2653 and encodes 813 amino acids. The record is from RefSeq and is a predicted model, not a curated record. Gene Ontology annotation, biological process: BMP signaling pathway. Gene Ontology annotation, cellular component: nucleus; cytosol. The transcript has 6 exons. Lineage: Eukaryota; Metazoa; Chordata; Mammalia; Perissodactyla; Equidae.
GGCGGCACUUAGUCACCUGCCGCAGCCCGUGCCCCCGCUCGCCCGCGCGGCUCCUCUCGCCGGCUCCGCGCCCGCCCGGCGCCUGAUGGCAGAGGCGCAGCGGCGGCUGUGAGGCCCAGAGCGAGCUCUGCCCAGCGCGGGAUCGGGACCCCGACCCUGCCGAGCGUCCCGUCGCCUGCCAGCCGGCAGAAGCGCCCCGGCAGGUGGCACCAUGGCCUUCUCUCAGGUGCAGUGUCUGGACGACAGCCACGUCAACUGGCGUUCCAGCGAGUCCAAGCCCGAGUUCUUCUACAGCGAGGAGCAGCGGCUGGCGCUGGAGGCCCUGGUGGCGCGCGGCCCCGACGCCUUCUACGAGGUGCUGAAGCGGGAGAACAUCCGAGACUUCCUCUCGGAGCUGGAGCUCAAGCGCAUCCUGGAGACCAUCGAGGUGUACGACCCGGGCUCUGAGGACCCUCGGGACACCAGCCGCCCCCAGGAGCCCGAGGACAAUGGAUUGGGUGAUGGCGAGGAAGUCAGCGGGGCGGGUGGCAUCCCCACUGAGGCUGAGCCGUUGCCCUCGCUGGAGUACUGGCCCCAGAAGUCAGACCGCUCCAUCCCACAGCUGGACCUGGGCUGGCCCGACACCGUCGCCUACCGCGGUGUGACCCGGGCCAGCGUCUACAUGCAGCCCCCUAUCGACGGGCAGGCCCACAUCAAGGAGGUGGUCCGCAAGAUGAUCAGCCAGGCCCAGAAGGUGAUAGCUGUGGUCAUGGACAUGUUCACCGAUGUGGACAUCUUCAAAGACCUGCUGGAUGCUGGCUUCAAGAGGAAAGUGGCAGUGUACAUCAUCGUGGAUGAGAGUAAUGUCAAGUACUUCCUGCACAUGUGUGAGCGGGCCUGCAUGCACCUGGGGCACCUCAAGAACCUCAGGGUGCGGAGCAGCGGGGGCACAGAGUUCUUCACGAGGUCGGCCACCAAGUUCAAGGGCGCGCUGGCCCAGAAGUUCAUGUUCGUGGAUGGAGACAGGGCCAUCUGUGGUUCUUACAGCUUCACGUGGUCAGCCGCGAGGACGGACCGGAAUGUGAUCUCCGUGCUGUCCGGCCAGGUGGUAGAGAUGUUCGACCGGCAGUUCCAGGAGCUGUACCUCAUGUCGCACAGCGUCAGUCUCAAGGGCAUCCCCAUGGAGAAGGAGCCCGAGCCAGAGCCCAUUGUGCUGCCCUCCGUGGUCCCGUUGGUGCCCUCAGGCACCGUGGCCAAGAAGCUUGUCAACCCCAAGUAUGCGCUGGUCAAGGCCAAGAGUGCCGACGAGAUUGCCAAGAGCUCCUCUGAGAAGCAAGAUGUCAAGAGGCCUCCAGGGCCGCAGGGUGCAGCGCUGGCCGAGCGGCCGGGAGACCUCCCCGAGCCGCUCCUGCCCAUCCACCCGGGGCUGCUCAACCUGGAGCGGGCCAACAUGUUCGAGUACCUGCCCACGUGGGUGGAGCCGGACCCAGAGCCUGGCAGUGACAUCCUGGGCUACAUCAAUAUCAUCGACCCCAAUAUCUGGAACCCCCAGCCCAGCCAGAUGAACCGCAUCAAGAUCCGAGACACGUCCCAGGCCAGCGCCCAGUGGAGGCAGAGCCAGGACUGCAGCCCCGCCCCAGCGCCCAGGGCCCCUCAGGACGGGGUCCCAGCUGAGAAUGGCCUCCCCCGGGGGGACCCUGAAUCACGGCCCCCGGUGCCCAAGCCCCGGACAGUCCCUGUAGCAGACCUGCUUGCCCAGGACAGCAGUGGUGUCGGCUGGGCCCUGGAGACCCCUGCAGAGGGGGUGCCUCAGAAUGGGGCAGACCACGGGCUGUCCAGGACGGCCGGCCCGGGCCAUGCCCUGCUCCAGCGGCAGCUGUCCACGCCUCAGGAUGACCCCGAUGGCAGGGGGCCAGCCAUCCCCAAUGGGCUGGAUGGGGAAGAGGAGGAAAAUGACGACGACUAUGUGACCCUCAGUGACCAGGACAGCCUCUCGGGCAGCUCUGGCCUUGGCUCUGGCCCCCGGCGGCUUUCGGUGGCCUCCUCUUCCGUGUCAGACGAGUAUUUUGAGGUGAGGGAGCGCUUGGCCCCUCUCCAGAGGCACCAUUCAGAGCAGGUGGCCAACGGGCCAGCCCAGUCCCCCCGCCGACAGCUGAGUGCCCCCCACAUGACCCACGGGACCUUUGGUGGACCCCAGGCUGUCUCGUCCUGGGCCCAGGAUCAGGAGCGAGAGGAGGUGGACACUCCGAGGAGGAUGCAGGCCCCGCGCUCCGUGGACAAGAAAGCACAGGGCCCAAAGUUCCACUAUUAUGGAGUCCCUGCCUCGGGGACCAGAGAUAAGGAUGGCUUCCCACGGCUGUCAAGGACCACAGGACCUGCACGGUGCCGCCCCACUGCUGAAGGCGUCCAGAGCUCUACCAGGAAAGCAGGCCCAACCGUGGCAGGCCCCCAUCACUGGCAGGCCAAGGGUGGCCCUGGGCCACGCACGCUGCCAGAUCCUGGGAGCCCCCUGGCUGAUGGCAGGGCCACCGAGGAGCAUCCAAGUCCUUUUGGAAUCCCAUACUCCAAACUGUCCCAGUCGAAACACCUGAAGGCCAGGACGGGCGGCGGCCAGUGGGCCUCAUCCGAUUCCAAACGGAGGGCCCAGGCCCCCCGGGACCGCAAGGACCCCUAGCAUGCUGUCCCCGGGCCUGGAGCCAGGCCGUCCAUGGCCUUGGCCCCAGCCCAGACUCACCGUGCAGGUGUUCGAGGGGCCACGCCGAGGAUUGGCAGAGGGGCCACCCCGACCCUCCAGAGCCAACCCCGG